GUUUAUUUAAAUAUGAAUAUGAAAAACUUUAUUAUAAGAACAAUUAUUCGGUAUUCACGGGUCUGGGCAUCACCAACAACAUCGCUAACGGCAACGGAAUCGGGGACCCUGGAUAAAUCAUCUAAAAUAAAGAAAUUUCUUGCCGUUACAAAACAUUUGUUUGUAAAUAAAACGUCAACAAAUAAAACAGAAACUGACAGCGCCAACGUGAUGGAGGGAACACAUAGACUUAGACACGCAGAGGCGAGGAGGAUUGAUAAUCAUUUCAUGGUAGGCUUAUUUAGAUUAGUAUUUAUAAUAUAAUUAAAGUUAAUAAUAUAAAUAUAAUAAAUCUUCUAACAAUUUUUCUAAUAUAGACCUAAUACUAACCCUAGUAGUAGUAGUAGCAUAGUCAUUGGACUUGGUUUCUUCUUCUUCUUCUUCUAUAUCUUAAGGGCCCACGAUCAAUUUAUUGAUCAUUUUGGCUCCUAUGCAUGUAGAUGGGAUUUGCAAUGUUUCUGUUACUGGUGGUGAUGAGGAAAUUAUGCACUAGGGGUUUGAAGGCUUGAGGCAAUAGACACAAAUGUGUCUAGUGUUGUCGCCUCAACUGUUCCUUUUGAAAGAUGGUUCCAGUCCCUGAUUGUCUUGGGCAGGAAUGAGCAGCUCCUAUACUGGCUUCUUGCUGGUAUGAGCCUGAAUUGCCUGUCAUGGCCUCGUCGCUGUCUAUGGGGGAGAGGGACGAGUUUCUGUUUAAUACUGGAACAGUGGACCAGCCCAUUAUUUAUCUUGUACAUCAUGGAGAGCCUGGAUUGUCGUCGUCGUUUCUCCAAUGGUGACCAGCCUAGUGUUUCUAGCAUGCUGCCAACACUAGAGGUAUUCCUGUAGCGGUUUAGGACAAAGCGUGCUGCUCGUCGCUGGACCGCCUCCAACCUGUCAAUGCUCUUCUGGGUAAAUGGGUCCCAGACUGAAGAUGCAUAAUCUAAAAUCGGACGGAUAAAGGCUUUAUAUGCUCUUUCUUUCACACAGGAGUUGCCAAUCUUUAGAUUUCGCCUUAAGAACCCCAAGGCUUGGUUUGCUUGGUUACAUACAUUGUUAAUAUGCUCGUCCCAGCGGACCUCUCUUUGAAUGGUAACACCCAGGUACUUUACGGAGGAAACUUGCUCAAGUAUAUGGCCGUGCAGUUCGUAUUGGUAGUGUAGAGGAGUACAACUUCUAGAGAUUGAUAGUGUCUGGCACUUGGCAGGGUGAAAUUCCAUGUCCCAGCUCAUCUCCCACUCAGCUAACAGAUUGAGAUCCUGUUGUAGCUGGUCCUGGUCAGAUCUGUUGGCGAUCGUCCUAUACACUGCUGUGUCAUCUGCAAACAGUCUUGCCUGUGAUGUCAGUUUCUCCGGUAGGUCAUUAAUGUAUGCUAGGAACAAACAGGGGCCCAGGACUGAUCCCUGGGGGACCCCUGACUUCACAUUGACAAAGGAGGAGCUUGUACCGCCCACCACUACUGCUUGGCGUCGGUGGCUGAGGAAGCUAGAGAUCCAUGUUUUAGUGGUGCCUUGAAUCCCAUAUAUCUGGAGUUUGUGUAGAAGCAAACUAUGAUUCACCCGGUCAAAUGCUUUUGCGAAGUCCAUUACUAGCACGUCAGUCUGCUUGUGGUUCUCCAGAUUGGUCAUCAAGUCUUCUACAAAUUCGAGAAGCUGGGUCUCACAUGACCUAUUGACUCGGAAGCCAUGUUGACAGUCAUUGAGUAUAUUUUUGCUUUCAAGAUGCUUCAUGACAGAGCUUACGAUUAUGUGCUCCAACAAUUUGCAGACGACGCUAGUGAGGGAUAUCGGACGAUAGUUGGCAGGGUCGGAAUGCUCCCCUUUCUUGUAAAUUGGAGUGACAUGCGCUGUUCUCCAGUCUGCUGGAACAUUUCCUGUGCAUAGUGACGAUUGGAAGAGGAUUGUCAGUGCAGAUCAUACUCUUAAGUCUCAAAACUAAGACAAGACAUUUUAAACUUCAUGUUUUUUAGAGCUUGGCCAUUUAAAUUUUAGUUUGAAGUUUAAAUUCAUUCAUUAAAUCAUUUUUCUUUCUUUUUAAGAAAAAAAAAAGGCUUCCACUCCCAGUUUUACCUGAUCAACUUACAUUUGUUUAUUUAACUAAAAAUAAGCAUUAAUUAUGCCAUAUAUAAGCCUAAACAAAAAAAAUGAUUAUAUAAUUAAUAUUAUAAAUCAUAUAUUUUUUUUUCAGAUUGUUGGUCUUGGUAACCAUGGUUUCCCCAACACUAGACACAGUAUUGGAAUGAAAGUCAUAGAUAGCCUAGCUCACAGACUGAGUGUAAAAUGGGAACAGAAUGCUGGAUACAUCACAUCCACAUUUGUAGGGCAGUCAAAGCUUACAUUGUUUAAGCCAAAGGCACUGAUGAAUCUCAAUGGACCGAGUGUUGCAAAGACAGGUAGCAUGCUGUCAAUGCUUUGCAAUGAUUUACGCAAAGGCAUUAAUUGUCAUUCAUAUAAUAUUUAAGUUUAAUUAAAGAGAAUAGUAAUAGUGUAAAUUAGUAGCUUUUAUACAUGAUCUGAUCAAUAACUUAUGAUAAUAAAGUGUAGAACCCACAUUUAAAUGCCUAGCUAUCUAGCUAUUACUCAAGGUUUUUUUUCUUGCUGUUGUCUCAGAAGGGUAAUAUGCUGCUCACUUAAAUCAUUUCAUUUUAAAAAAAAAUUCCUUUCUGUUUAAUAAAACAAAAUUGUACAUAAUUUUAUUCCAGCUAAAUUGCUGCGUAUUGCACCCAGCCAUAUGUACCUCAUUCAUGAUGAGCUGGAUCGUCUGCCUGGAAAAUUUCAUUUAAAAGAAGGUGGAAGUGCAGGGUAAACAGUGUGUCAGUUAUAAAUGCUAGCUGUAUGUUAUCAUGUAAAACUCCACUUGCUGCUGGGUUAUUUGAACUUAUGUGGCAGUGUGUCCACAAGUUAAUUAAAUUCUGGAAAGGGGCUUUAUUCUCUUUAUCAUAGUAUAUGUGCAUGUCUCCACCUGUCAGAGGAUUCUGAAAUAUUAAGCAAAUUGAGUGUUUUCACAUUCAUCAUUGUUGGGGGGGGGGGGGGGUGUUAAUAAAUUCUGGAAAGGGGCUUUAUUCUCUUUAUCAUAGUUUAUGUGCAUGUCUCCACCUGUCAGAGGAUUCUGAAAUAUUAAGCAAAUUGAGUGUUUUCACAUUCAUCAUUGUUGGGGGGGGGGGGUGUGUUGUGUUUGUUUGUCCCCCAACCCUUUCUAUUUACUAAAUCUUAAAAAGCCCAUUUAAACUAUACAAAUAUAAAAGUAAAAGUGUAUCUUAGAUAGCCGAGAGACUAACAUGAACAAACACAUACAAUUCUUUAGGGUUUUGGUCAGGGGUUUUGACUUUUAUCCAGUUUGGAGUCUUUAAAGAUUGCAAGUAUUACAAGGUUUCCAGCAGAGAAGACAGUCGAAAGACAUGGGUUGGUCUGCCAUGAUUUAAUUGCUUUCUGGUAUGUCAUGGCGUCCCUAUUUAUAUAGGGUGCACCAUGGGGUAAAUCAUUUGAUGUUUAGAGGACCAACCUGAGCACAUAUCACAUGCCCUGUGUUAUUCCCUGGCCAGCCACCUGGACGGACUUAAGUAAACUAGGCCAUGCGCCUUUUGUACCCAUGUGUUUGUAGUAUGAAUUUGUUUGGUGUUGGUAAUGUAAGAGUUCUGUUCAUGUCUUAAAUUAGUCAGUGUUUCAAUCACUUGCAUUAGUUCCAUCCGUUUGACUCUUAAUGAUAUUGUGAUGGUUAAAACAUACAGUAAUAUUCUGAAUACUUAAAUUGAAUUAGGAACCAGUGUGUAUACGAGCAUAAAACUAUUAUUUCAUUUUGGUUAAACAUACUGCAGUGGGCUGCAACACUAUCCGAACAGUGAUUAUACAUGAUGAUAUUUUAGUUAAUAACCUGCCAUGUGAUAAAUUCUCACUUAGAAGAUGGCAUGUUUGUCUUGGAUAAUACUAACAACUGUAUCAAUAUAGUUUGACCUGCUGCAAAGCGCUUAUGUCUUUAAAAGACAAAGCAAUUGGUACAACAGUAUCCAACUAACGGUUAUUAUUCUUUAUAACAGGUACUAUUUGGUCAUUAUGCAUCUGUAUUGUUAAAGUAUGUUUGUUAUAACCUGUAAUGGCAGAGUUAUUCAACCUGUCAUUGUUAGGUGUGUAGUUUCUCUGGUCAGGUUUGUAUCAAAGUAAAAUAAAGGAGCUAAUUAAUAUUCUCUAUAAUACUCUAAUUUCAGAGGUCACAAUGGUGUGCUGUCUUGCAUGAACGAGCUAAAAUCAAAAGUAAGUUUUCAGAAAGUUUAAAAAUAGUCAUUUGCCUAUAUUCUUGUUGCUUUUCCACCAAUGAAAAAUGAAAGUUAAAAAUUAAAUACAUCUCUUCAAAUGCCUGAAGACGAAGUUUUAGUAUUGUAAUGCAUUUAUAUUUCAGACUAUUAUUAGUUUCAUAGACAAACUAUGACAUUUACAUUAUGUGACGAUAUUCUCAAGUCUUUAUUUUUUAAAAAUCUGUAAUUGAAUAACCGUACAUAAUGGACAUUUAUGAUAAAGUUGAAAACUUAAUCAUAAAGUAUUAUUUGAUAAAAUAAAUCCUACUAAUAUAUUAAAUCAAAAUCUGUUCUUUUAUUUUGGUAUUCAGGAAAUGAUACGUCUCCGAAUUGGAAUAGGCAGACCAAGUUCUAGAUUACUGGUGGUGCCAUAUGUUUUGGGAAAAUUUCCAGCGGCAGAGAUGGCUGCUGUAGAUUCAGUUAUACCUGAAGCCAUUGAACAUCUGCUUCAUCACAUUGAACAAAGGACUGCUUUAAACAUUAGUAAUUUAAAGAUCAAUGACAACAGCUGUGUUGAGUUGCAAAAACACACACCUGAGGCAGGUAUGAAAACCAAGGGCAAAAGAGCUUUACUCAAAAACAAUGCUUCAGAAGUCACACAACCUAUUCAAGAGCAAUCAAAGGCUCAAAAUUUAAAAAUAGCAGAAGGAGAUGAUGAUUUCCAUCACACAGACUCAUAUAAUUCUACAGGAAAAUUUGAAGGGGAUAAAAUUGCCACUACUGGGACUAAUGAUGUUAUUUCAGAAAUAAGCAAAACUGAAGACAUUUCAAGGCUAGGCAAAGAUCCAGUUCCUGACAGGUGACAGUAUUUCACAGUGAUUAAUUUUGUUGUAUUUAUACCAACAACCAAGACUAGCACAUAAUCAAAAUGUUAAGUUAUGGGAUAUGUUAUUGUAAUGUGCACUCGUUUUUCAAAAUGUGACAUGAUAUAAAUUAUGUAUGUGUGUGUGUGUUUAGAGGUCACCCCGGGUGGCAUUUAGUCAGGGUACAUCACUGACUGCACCAGAGCUUGGGAUAAGUUAUUGUAGAAACCAAACUAUGUCAAAUAAAAUGUUUAAUUUAAAGGGAUGGUGUAUAUAAUUAUAAAUAUCUCAAAGGGAAACUGCUGCUAAAUGAAGAAUUGGAACAGGCAUUUGGUAAUUAUCUUGUUAAUCAUUAAUAUUAUCAGAAGUUCUUAGAAAUCAUGUAUUCUAAGAGUAAGAGAAUAGCCCAGCAUAUGGUGCUAAAAAUAUACAUUUAUAUCUUGGUAUCACUGGUAUGUUAUCUUGAGUUGAUAUUAAAUAAAACAGUUGCAUACCGGGGGUACUAAAAUCGUGUCUCACCCGAGUUCACUGAACUUUAAGAUUUGUCUGUCUUCCUAUUAUAUGGAUAGGCUUAAAAAAAAAUGUUUUCUUAAAGCUUGGAGUAGCCUAUCACAAGAAACAGAGCUUGACCAACAUGUAUUUUGUUUAAGCUUUGAUUAGCCUUUCACAAGAAACUGAACUUAACCAACAGAUUGUUGAAGAGGAGUACUGGAAGAAAUUCAUGUGAAAGCUCCAGAUAUUCUUAUAUCAUCCCUGUGGAGCAAGAGUUAUCAUCUCUGUGGGGCAGGAGUUAUUCAUGAUCUUUUCCCAAUGUCUCUGUCUUGUGCUCAGUCCAAUUCUUCUCAGCACACAUUAGAUCCAUUCGUCAGGUCUUACAUCAUCUCCCUCUUUUAGCUAUAUCUUACUGGCUGUGCAAUUAAUAAGUGUAUGUCCAAGACCUGGCUGGAAUUUUUAAAAUUGUGUUGAAUGAUUUAAAUAUGAUGUAUCAUUAAGGGCCAUCAAUAUAGUUCAUGCGCACUGAAGAGAGAGAG
Molecule: messenger RNA, 6137 nt
Organism: Lymnaea stagnalis (great pond snail)
Lineage: Eukaryota; Metazoa; Mollusca; Gastropoda; Lymnaeidae
Source: the annotation of a GenBank genome assembly